Molecule: messenger RNA, 3079 nt
Organism: Acromyrmex echinatior (Panamanian leafcutter ant)
Lineage: Eukaryota; Metazoa; Arthropoda; Insecta; Hymenoptera; Formicidae
Gene: P5CS
Product: Delta[1]-pyrroline-5-carboxylate synthase
Cellular component (GO): mitochondrion; cytoplasm
Molecular function (GO): glutamate-5-semialdehyde dehydrogenase (NADP+) activity; glutamate 5-kinase activity; ATP binding
Source: RefSeq, a predicted model, not a curated record
GAUCGAACGUGACGUGCGGGUCGUCUAGAUAGAUGUCCUCGGAAGAGAUUCUUCCCUCUGGUUUUUUCCCUGGCACGCUUCGUUCACUUGACGCGUUUCUAAUCUGGCCGCGAUAACGACGUCUUUCAAAGUGAUUUCGAGCAGAAAGAACCAGUGUGUCAUUGACCAUCGCUGCGGCCGCUGUACCUCGAUAACGAGGUACAAAAUCAGUCCCAUCUCUCUUCUCUCGUUUCGCGCCGCGAUCCGUCUCUUUUUGUUUCCUUUUUUCUCUGUUUCCGAUUCGACUCGGAAUUAAAAUCGGUAAAUAAGUCAGAUAGUCCUGCUCGAUAUUACAUUUGACAUUUUUUCCCUCGCUGGCGGAUAUCCAUAACACGCAGUCGAACACUCUGACAUCUUUUCUUUUUUUCCUAUAUUUUUGUCAUGCCAGGUAAACCUUUUCAUGUGCGACCUGGGACAUCGUUUUUCAAUAAUAAAUAGUCCUUGGACAAUCGUAAAUUUUCGAGCGCAAGUUUUCCAAGCGACUUUUAAAUUUUUUGAAAAUUAAUUAAAAGAAAGAGAGAGUGAGAGAGAAAGAGAGAGAGGGAGACAGACUGGAUUAAUCGUGCUUCGAAGAAGAUAUCGGUGAACCAUGUACUCGACUCUGUUGCUAACAAGAUCCACUCGACUCAGUAAUACGCCACUAAGAUUGACAUCGUUCAUAGGACUGCGUUUGCUGCAGCAAACAAGUAAUGGCGUGUCGCAAGGAUACGUGCGGAGAGAGCUGCAAACAUCGGAGAGAUCACAAAGGCAACAGACCUUUACGGAGCGCAGCGAAUUGAAAUAUGCCCGUCGACUGGUAAUCAAGCUUGGUAGCGGCGUUAUAACGAGAGAGGAUGAACAUGGUCUAGCUCUUGGACGUCUGGCAUCUAUCGUCGAACAGGUAGCUGAAUGUCAGAUUGACGGUCGCGAAUGCAUCAUGGUGACUAGUGGAGCGGUCGCUUUUGGCAAGCAAAAGCUCACUCAAGAGCUUUUAAUGUCCAUGUCGAUGAGAGAGACUUUGAGCCCCACUGAUCACACACGGGAACACGCAGGAACUAUGUUGGAACCUCGAGCAGCGGCCGCAGUGGGUCAAUCUGGUCUCAUGUCUCUCUACGAUGCGAUGUUCGCCCAAUACGGAGUCAAGAUUGCUCAGGUAUUAGUGACUAAGCCUGACUUCUAUAACGAGGAGACACGAAAAAAUCUCUUCAGUACACUGAGCGAACUGAUUAGUUUGAAUAUCGUGCCAAUCAUCAACACGAAUGACGCAGUAUCUCCACCACCAGACGUCGACGAGGAAGUUGCUGGCAGCGGUGGUAGACGAGGAAUAUCUAUUAAGGAUAAUGAUUCCCUAGCGGCUAUGCUGGCGGCUGAAGUCCAAGCAGAUUUGCUAGUCCUCAUGAGUGAUGUCGAUGGAAUCUACAAUCUUCCACCUUGGCAGGAUGGCGCUAAGAUGUUACAUACCUUUAGUUCCGAUCUAAGAGGUACUAUCAAGUUCGGACAGAAGUCGAAAGUAGGCACAGGCGGUAUGGAUUCGAAGGUCAACGCCGCUCUUUGGGCGAUGGAUCGUGGUGUUGCAGUCGUCAUCUGUAAUGGUACGCAAGAGAAGGCUAUUAAGAGUAUCAUGUCGGGCAGAAAAAUAGGAACGUUCUUCACGCAGGCUGCUGGCUCAUCCAUUCCUGUCGAGGUGAUCGCCGAAAAUGCUCGCGUCGGUAGUAGAGUGCUACAAGCGUUACGCCCGGAGGAACGAGCCGAGUGCAUCAAAAUCCUCGCAGAUUUGCUCGAAUCCAGACAGUCCGAAAUUCUCUCAGCAAACACAUUGGAUUUGGAAGCUGCGAGCAAAAAGAAUCUGGCAAAGGCCUUAUUAUCGCGUUUGUCUCUAACUCCGGCAAAGCUCAAGUCCCUAAGCUCCGGUCUGCAUCAGAUCGCGAACGAUUCAUUAAACAAUGUUGGCCGCGUACUCCGUAGGACCAGAUUAGCCGAUGGUUUGGAGUUGGAGCAGAUAACGGUACCCAUCGGCGUGUUGUUAGUUAUCUUUGAAUCGAGACCGGAUAGUUUGCCUCAGGUAGCCGCCCUGGCUAUGUCCAGCGCUAAUGGACUUCUCCUGAAAGGUGGCAAGGAAGCCUCCCACAGCAACAAAUACUUGAUGGUACUUGUAAAGGAGGCAUUGGAGAAGUUCAGUGCCUCGAACGCUAUUUCCCUCGUAUCCACAAGGGAAGACGUAGGUGAUCUUCUCUCAAUGGAAAAACACAUAGAUCUCAUCAUCCCUCGCGGUAGCUCGGAUUUGGUCCGCACGAUUCAGGAGCAGUCUAAACAUAUACCUGUUUUAGGACAUGCCGAGGGUAUCUGUCACGUUUAUGUUGACAAGCACAUGGAUGUAACGAAAGCUAUAAGAAUCAUCAAAGAUUCCAAGUGCGAUUAUCCUGCCGCGUGCAAUGCUAUGGAGACAUUAUUGAUACACGAAAGUCUAAUGAGUGGCAGCUUCUUUAGUGACGUAUGCAGCAUGCUGCAUAAAGAAGGGGUAAAAAUCAACUCCGGUCCAAAAUUAAGAGAACUGUUAACUUUCGGUCCACCUGCCGCCAAAAGUAUGCGAAUCGAAUAUGGUGCACUUGAAUGUACCAUAGAGGUAGUUUCUGAUGUCGAUGAUGCCAUUAGCCAUAUUCAUAAAUAUGGUAGUAACCAUACCGAUGUUAUUAUCACUGAGCAUGCCAGCACAGCGGUACACUUUCAGAGGGAGGUGGAUAGUGCAUGUGUCUUCCAUAAUGCCAGUACUAGAUUCGCAGAUGGCUACAGAUUCGGUCUUGGAGCGGAAGUCGGUAUUUCCACGACACGUAUCCACGCACGUGGUCCAGUAGGAGUGGAUGGGCUUUUAACGACGAAGUGGAUUUUGAAAGGCGACGGACACGCGGCUGCGGAUUUCGCUGAAGGAGGUAGCAGAACUUGGCUUCAUCAAUCCUUACCUCUUACAGAAUCAAUGUGAAUCGAUCGCUUCGAACUUUAUGAUCUCGGGUUAGCUGGAAUAUCAUUUAAUAAAAUGCAAUGAGUGAACACCUCAAAAAAAAAG